UCCUGAACUUUGCAAAUCUUCCAGUUUUGUUUCAUUUUUGUUCCAGAGGACCAACUUUUUUCCUAACUCGUGCUUGGCGUUAAUUGAUUAUUAUUAUUCAGUUUAAUCUCGUACCUUUUUCAACAACUUCACAACAUCUGCGUCAAGCAUCAACUUACUCCAUUGCAGCAGAUAGGACUUGUUCAAAUGAUGGCUGGUGCUGCGCUACCAGCAACCGUGGUAUUCCUGGUCGCCAUGGUACACUUAAGUGGUGCUGCGGUGGUCGCCAAUACCUACUCUGCCGCCACCAUGGGAGCCAGCAAGCUGCUGUCGGGGGCGUCCGUGGGCGCGGUGACCAACCCGCAGCGCUGCCUGCAGCUGUGCGGGGCGCAGCCUGCCUGCGUCGCCUUCAACUUCAACGACGUGACCAGGGAGUGCGAGCUCGUGGCUGCGGUAGCCGGCAGCGCGGUGGUGCCGAGCUGGCGCUGCUUCAGGAUGCUGGUGCCACCACCCGCCAGGAUUAUGGACCCAUGCGCCAGCAACCCGUGUCCUGCUAACAAG
Molecule: messenger RNA, 540 nt
Organism: Hyalella azteca
Lineage: Eukaryota; Metazoa; Arthropoda; Malacostraca; Amphipoda; Hyalellidae
Exons: 4
Source: RefSeq, a predicted model, not a curated record